This is a messenger RNA of Acanthochromis polyacanthus (spiny chromis), 4507 nucleotides long. Its product is annotated as protein FAM180A-like. The coding region runs from base 3688 to 4194 and encodes 168 amino acids. The transcript has 3 exons. NCBI's taxonomy places the organism in Eukaryota, Metazoa, Chordata, Actinopteri, Pomacentridae. The record is from RefSeq and is a predicted model, not a curated record.
UUAAAGAAACAAAAGUAGAUUGUAUUUUGAAAGUUAACUCUUCAAACACUCUGUUUAGAUUGCAGAACUUAUUCAUAAUGAGAACUUGCUGCGUGUAAAAUAAAAUAGAUUCAAUUCAAUUUUUUUCUUUACAAAGUUAUGAAAAUAGUGCUAACCAUGAGUAGAUUAGCAGUGAAUUCAGACCUAUUACACUUAUCAUAAGAAAAAGUAACUGGAGGAAGUCUCACAUGUUUUAAGUAUACGAUGGUGUCAAUAUUUGUAGCUGAUUUGCGGUUAAUGUAAAAAAAUGCAACAUGAAAGCAACUAUAUCUGUAACAAUAAUAAUAUAAUUCAUAUCUUAAGUUGACUGAACUUGUUUUAUAUUUCAAAGCUCAUAAUUCAACCUAAGUUCAGUUGACUUCAAAGCAGCAGGGGAACUGGUGUUUCUAAGUAGAAUAAACGUGAUUUACACUGUGUGGAUGUGCAGCAGGUGAUGGGUUGGAUUCAAAUCUGAUGACUGGGGAGGUCACUGGAAUAAACCGAUCUGAGUGUCAUGUUCCAGUUUGACAUGCCUUUUCCUUCCUUUAUCCUGCUGGACGUAGUAGCAGUAGAAUUCUGGCCAUAAUGGGAUGCACAUGACCAGCAACAAACCCCGCUCGGUUCCACCAGCAGCAGCCUGGACUGUCGACACGAGGCAGGUUGGGUUCACAGAUCCAUGCUGUUGGUGCCAACAGCUGACCCGACCAUCUGCAGCCUCAGCACAAAUCCAGAUUCAUCAGGCCAAGCAACGUUUAUCCAGCCUUUAACUGUCCAGUUUGUUGACCCUGAGAUGCCCUGAGAUCAUUUUCUGCUCUCCACUGAUAAAAAGACUUAAACCUUUCUGUCCAUUUUCCUCUAACUGCCCUUAUCAGUGAGACAUUUCUGUCCACUUAAUGAUGUUUGUUGUAAUUGUUCCCCAAGUAUUUAAUGUUAUUUCUGAAAAUCUUUCGACGUUUUUGAAGUUGCACCGUCUCUACCAGCUUCAAUAAUAAUUACCAUCAUAAUAAGAAGAAUACAUUUUAACACAAACUGACUUUUUGUUGUUUCAUUUCUUGCUUUGCAGUUUAGUAGGACAUCAAUCAAAUGCUUUCAUUUUGCUCAUUCUCAUGGCAGACAUUCUGCUUAGUCACAGCAGAAUAAACACAGGUGUCUGUGAUAAGACAAAUGAAGGCAUUAAUCAAUGGAAGUGGAGCAGCAUGUGCAGUAAAUGGAGCACAGCCAUGACUAAUGUUAUCAGUUACACCUGUGUGUGACACGCUAAGCAAAGGGCCUGCCAUGAGAAAGGUCUCUCUGCUUAUCUGUUAGAUAAGAAGCAUUAGAUCCUUUACCUCAGUGAGAGCAGAAAUGUCGCAUGGAAAAAAACUGUGCUGUACAUCCUGCACAAAAAUAUCACUUGAGCAGAGUCUGCAAAUUCAGCUAACUUCAAAUGUUAAAAUACAACAAAAAAUUAGAAUACUUUCCACUGAUCAGUUACGACAUUAAAGACAGUUCAGUUCAGUUAUAUUUAUGUGGAAUCAGUUCACAGCAGAAGUCAUCUCAGGGCUCUUUACACAGCAAGAUGAAGGCCUUAUAGCAUUCUGUCAGAGAGAGAAACCCUACAAGCUCAAAGAUUCCCUCUGAGCAAGCUGUCUGGCAACCGAGGGAGGAAAAAAAACUUUAAAACAGGAAAAAAAAAAACACCUGCAGAACCAGACUGAGUGACCUGCCUCGACAGGUGGGGUCAGAGUAGAAAAGGAAAACAGUGGCAGAGACACCUGCAGACAAGACAAAAUACAAACUAUGGGAAAGAAAAGUUAAUGGCACACAAUAAAUGUAUGAAGACAGCAGAGAGGUGCAGCAUACACUAUGUUGCCAAAAGUAUUGUCUCACCCAUCCAAAUAAUCUGAAUCAGGUGUUCCAAUCACUUCCAUGGCCACAGGUGUAUAAAAUCAAGCACCUGGGCAGUGCAGACUGCUUUUACAAACAUUAGUGAAAGAACGGGUCGCUCUCAGGAGCUCAGUGAAUUCCAGCGUGGAACUGUGAUAGGAUGCCACCUGUGCAACAAAUCCAGUCGUGACAGCUUCUUACUUGUUCAUUUUCCCCAGAUAAUUAUUUGCUUUAAUGCACAAAUUUCACCUUCAUCUUCAAGCAACGUCUGUUCAGAGAUAUGAAGUAUAAUUAAGUCUGCUUUUCUGUUUUACUUUUUAAAGAAUUUUCUUUGCCAAGUUGCUUUAUGCAUAAGAAGGACAUACAUGUGACAUUAUACUACAGAUACCGACCCCAAUGACUGAUUACCUGCCUUCUGUUUUAUUUCUAACAAUCAAAAAGGCUGAACCUUUCCUAACUCUAACCACUCUCCUUUAACUCAGCCACCAAGCAUAUUAAUUUGAGAAAGGAGAUUAUUUGUGGUACUGUGUUGCCUACAAUAACAUUUAUGUUUAAUUUGCCUAUUCAGAGAAUAAUGUGUUUGUUCAAGUUGUGGAGCUGUAAUUCUUGGAAGCUUCUCAGAGGCCACAGCUCUCCUGCCAGCUUCAGUCUGCAUUCCAGCGGCCACAUCUCUCUGCUUCUGUGACUGAAACUCAUCACACUCAGCUAAUCACCAGAAAGCAGAGGGGCAUGCUGUGCACACAUGUUGGCGUCAUUAGGAUCCCCCAGUGGAAUAAGUUUAUGCUAAAAUCCUGCUUGAACAAAUAAAAAUAAGUUUAUAUGGUUGUUCUUUAGGCUUGUGCAGAAGGUGAGCGGUGCCAGGCAGCGAACAAAGUCUUCUUUUGUGGUUCCUGCAGAUGUUUUCGGUGCCAGAGCUCAGGGUGCAUGCACUGUAUAAUUAGAAAUGAUCACUUAGCCGAGUUUGAGUGUGAAGUUUCCAUAUUUGUUCUCCUGAACAGCACUGGCGGAGCUGGUUGCUCAGAGGUCAUCCUGGGACCACCGCAUACGAUCCAAGCAGCUGAAAAACAGAGCGAACUCGUGACACCAACACAGCUCCCACAUGGACACAAAAAUGACUUCUCAACUGCUCAGAAAGGAAGCCAAGAAAAAUAUGAAUUUGUCCUUCAAGAUGUUUUAACAACAGCAGCAGCAAAUGUGUUGGAUAAACACGCUUCACACGACAAGCUGCUUUCAAGGCUCAGCAGCCUGUAAACACCGGUGACAGCUAAACAGAAGCACAGAGUAACAACUGGAGAUGAUUCCAUGGUUUGGUGGCUGCAAAUGAACUACAGUAAAAUUAAUUAAAAGGAAUAUGAUGAGGAAAAUAAAAAACAACCAUGGAUGUUCUGAGAAAAGAAUAACUCUUCAGAGGCAUAAAGUAAAGAAUGAAUCAACAAUUUACUUAAAAAAGUGCUGCUGCAAGAUGAAGAUGACACCAAUAAUAAAAGGCGUUUAUACCUGAAGAAGGUGGAGCAGAAGCAAAAGCAGAGGGAUGAUGUGAAAAUGAAAGAGCCUCUGAAGCUGAUGACAACCAGAUGAAAGCAUUAAAAUGCUGCACAUGAGAGCCAGAGAAGGAGAGGAAGAGAGAGCUCAGAUGUGGAGGGAGGGGAGAGAAAGCUCCCUGCUGAAGACAGACGGGUUUAGAGAACACCAGUGAUGAAGAAAGUGUGAUGCUAUGCGAGGCUGCAGAUGCAACAGAAGUGAACAAAAUAGAAGAAGAACUUCUGCUCAGCUUCAGGUUGUUUGAAGUGUGAUCUGGUCAACAUGCUGCCCUGGAGGAUGGUUUUAGUCGCUCUGUUCUACUGCUGCAUCAAGACAGGUGUCACAAGAUGCCGAAAUAAAGCUCUGUUCCCAGCUGCCAGCAGAGUAAAAAGAGGAGCAACAACAGCAGUGAACCUGACCUUCCACAACUCCUUCGAGGAUGUCCAUCUAUUGUUUGAGAUCCUGAUGUCUGGAGUACAUUUUGAGAGCAGUGGAGCGUUUAUAGUCAAAGAUGCCGAACUGGCUUCCCUCCGAAAGACAAGAAACCUUGACAUUAUCUGCGAAGACAUAAUUCCCAAGAAGCUAACGGACAUAGUCAGGCUCAUAUCUGACCUUUCCAAUCAUACCUGUCGCCUGGAUCAAGAUGACUUUGAGCGUACCCUGUUGACUUUAGUGUUCACAGCCCAGCAGAUGGUCAGCUCCACGACUGAACGCCACAGGGACGUGUGGGCCGAGUCUUUUGUUGGCUUAUAUAAAGCCAUCAAGAAGGAUCUGACACAGACAAACUGAGCAGGCAUCGGUGUUGCUACAGAAAGGUUCCAUAAUGAAGUUUAAUAUGUACAAAGGAAAAAAAUACUUUCAUUUUUAUAAAAAAAAAUUCCAGUAAUAGUAGUCAGUAGUCCUGAUUUGUGCUUUGAGGAAACAUUGCAUCUUGUAUGCUGGCAGGCUGAGAGGAAAGUCCUGUCACACAAAUACGUAAAGUGCACAAACAUAGACACAGUUAUUAAAAUAUUGACUGUUACAGCAAAUGUGAGGUACUGUAUGUACAUGGAACUGUAUAUUGGAUCUAUAUGUUGCAUUAAAUGUCACAGAGGUAUUUACA